Molecule: messenger RNA, 960 nt
Organism: Mitosporidium daphniae
Lineage: Eukaryota; Fungi; Microsporidia
Product: subunit alpha of succinyl-CoA ligase
Exons: 3
Coding region: 1-960 (319 amino acids)
Biological process (GO): tricarboxylic acid cycle
Cellular component (GO): succinate-CoA ligase complex (ADP-forming); mitochondrion
Molecular function (GO): succinate-CoA ligase (ADP-forming) activity; succinate-CoA ligase (GDP-forming) activity
Source: RefSeq, a predicted model, not a curated record
AUGUCCAUCUAUUUAAAGUCUAUUUCGAGAGCAUUCUAUGCAGGUGUCCCCGCAAGUUCUUCAGUUACAAAUCUGAAUGCAUGUAGCCGCAAGGGCACCUUCCAUUCGGAACAAUCUCUUUCGUACGGUACUAAGCUUGUCGGCGGUGUUUCACCAUCAAAAGCUGGAACUAUUCAUCUUGGACUUCCUGUGUAUGGCACCGUUUUGGAGGCUAAAAAAUACCUAAAUCCAGACGCCACAGUAAUAUAUGUGCCUCCCUCCGGUGCUAUGUCCGCCAUUGUUGAGGCCAUUGAGGCAGAAAUACCUUUAAUUGUUGCAAUCACUGAAGGAAUUCCCCAGCAAGACAUGGUUAGGAUCUGGAAAAUCUUGCGAGAACAAGGGGCCUCAAGGCUUCUUGGUCCGAAUUGUCCGGGAGUCAUUAAGCCAGGAGAGUGCAAAAUCGGCAUUAUGCCAGGGUUUAUUCAUAAAAAAGGCUCUGUAGGUAAGUGUGAAUCCUUUCAAUCAAAAUUAGGCAUUGUUUCCAGAUCCGGCACCUUAACCUAUGAAGCUGUCGCCCAAACAACUCAGGUUGGCCUGGGACAAUCUUUAUGCAUUGGAAUUGGCGGAGACCCUUUCAAUGGAACGUCCUUUGUUGAUUGUUUAAAGCUAUUUCUGGAUGACCCAGAAACUAAAGCCGAGGAAGAAGCAGCUGAAUAUUUAAAAAAGUUCAACUUUUCUCGACCAAAUGCAAAACCUAUCGUAUCUUUUAUUGCGGGACAAACAGCGCCCCCAGGUAGACGCAUGGGUAUCAGAUGGUUGCUUUUUUUAGGGCAUGCCGGGGCCAUAAUCUCUGGCGGGAAAGGUGGUGCUGUAGAAAAAAUUGCCGCUUUGGAAUCGGUGGGUGUUAUUGUUGCCAAAUCUCCUGCAAUCAUUGGGGAGUUGAUGGCAAGGGAGAUGGGCAAAAAUUCGUCAAAAAUUUAA